Messenger RNA from Astrephomene gubernaculifera, 2165 nucleotides. Lineage: Eukaryota; Viridiplantae; Chlorophyta; Chlorophyceae; Chlamydomonadales; Astrephomenaceae. The record is from the annotation of a GenBank genome assembly.
AGCGGCUGUUUGGGUAAGACUAACGACUUCAGAUGCUGGAUCGAGCAAAGCUUUGAAGCUGCAAAGUGUGCCUUACAUGCAUGCCCCUUGGGCAUUGGGGUUUGAAAACAACCAAGCAAUGCAACUUCAUCUUGCGUCUAUAUAGACCGAUACAUCAUAUCCCCUGAUCAUGAUGGCACUUGGAGCUCUCGGCCUUCAACUUACAAAGUUGGUCAGCUUGUUCAGCUUGCUGUUGUGCGCAGCGAGCAUAGCAAGCGCAUUGGACAAUGGAGUCGGGAAGACACCUGCGAUGGGCUGGAAUUCGUGGAACUAUUUUCGUUGCAACAUCAACGAGACAAUAAUUAAGCAGGUGGCGGACGCCAUAGUGUCGUCAGGCCUGAAGGAUGCAGGCUAUACCUACGUUAAUAUCGAUGACUGCUGGAUGGAGAAGCGCGAUCCAGCCACCGGGCGCAUCCAGCCCUUCAAGGAUAAGUUCCCAUCUGGAAUGAAGGCCCUGGGCGACUACAUCCACGGUCUGGGCCUCAAGUUUGGCAUCUACUCGGACACCGGGAACCACACGUGCGAGGGAUACCCGGGCAGCUGGGGGUACGAGAAGCUGGACGCCGCCACCUACGCCGAGUGGGGUGUGGACUACCUCAAGUACGACUACUGCGGCAUGGAGGGAGUCACGGAGCCGGUGCGCGCAUCCUACGAGCGCAUGCGCGACGCGCUGGCGGCCACGGGGCGGCCCGUGCUGUUCAGCCUGUGCUCCUGGGGCUCGGGGCAGCCCUGGCAGUGGGGCAAGCAGGUUGGCAACUCCUGGCGCACCGGCAUCGACGUGUUCGCGGUGUGGGACGCGGCGCAGGCCCGCGCGCUGCAGCUGCCCAGCUUCCUGCAGCCCAUCCUGGGGGCGGUACGGCAGACGCAGGCGCUGGCGCCGUACGCGGGUCCGGGGGGCUUCAACGACCCGGACAUGCUGGUGGUGGGGUUGGAGGGGAUGUACCCGUACGGCAUCGUACAGGAGUGUCCCGAGCACGUGCGCGGCUGCAAGCCCGGAAUGUACAUCAGCAGGGACCGCUGGGGCAAAGUGGGCGGCCUCACGCAGACCGAGCAGCGCACGCACUUCAGCUUCUGGUGCAUGAUGGCGGCGCCGCUCAUCCUGGGGAACGACCCACGGGUCAUGAGCAAGGCCACGCUGCAGAUCCUGCUCGCGCGGGAGGUGCUGGCGGUGAACCAGGACGCGUUGGGGGCCCAGGGUAAACCGGUUUGGACGGGCAGUAGCAAGAGCAGCAAGGGAAGCAGUAGCAAUAGCAGCAAGAGUCGUAGCAGCAGUAGCAAGGGGGGCAGUAGCAGCGGUGCGCCGGGGCAUGAGGAGGAGCAGCAUGAUUUGGAGAUCUGGGCCAAGCCGCUGGCAGAUGGUCGUACGGCGCUGAUGCUGGUGAACCUGGGCGACAGGGCGGCGGACAUCUCCACGUUGUUCAGUCGCGACCUGCCCUCCGAGUCGGGUCGGUGGGCCCGCGAGGUGCCCCACUCCGACCCCACCUGCAAGGACAAGCACGCGCAGUGCGGGGACUGGGCAGCAGCGGGGGAGUGCAAGCGGAACGAGGGUUUCAUGCUGGACGCCUGCCCGCUGAGCUGCCCCGACGGCUGCCCGCACCCCGUGGACCCGCCGGGACCCAAGGCGACCGCACUGGUUCGCGACUUGUGGCUGGAGGAGGACGUGGGGGUGUUCACGGGCCGCUUCACCGCCCUCAAGGUGGAGCCGCAUGAGGCCCGGCUGGUGACACUCAAGUGGAUGGAACCCGCCGACGCCGCCGCCCUGUCUUCCUCCCUGGACUUCGGCCCCCGCGCCCUGGCGGCCAGUGUGCGGGCAGCUGCGGAGGCGCUGGGGCUGGGGGCGGCGCCGGGGGAGGGGGGGCAGCAGGCGGCAGGCGGGCGCAAGGGGGCGGACAAGGGUGAGCAGCUGAGGGAAACAGAAGGAAAACCAUGCGUUGGUUGGCAGAAGUGGAUAGUAGAGUGGAGGCGGUGCGGCGCGUGCCUUGCUAUGCGAGCUGGGUGCCUGUGGCCUCGCCAACCCUCCUCCUCCGCCAUCCCCUCCGCACCCAGCCAAUCCCCCCCUUUUCUCAUCCUUCAUCCCAUCCUCCGCCUGCGCCCCCCCUCUUGCCGCCCCUGUCCCUCCACCCCAC